Molecule: messenger RNA, 2345 nt
Organism: Rhipicephalus microplus (southern cattle tick)
Lineage: Eukaryota; Metazoa; Arthropoda; Arachnida; Ixodida; Ixodidae
Biological process (GO): regulation of transcription by RNA polymerase II
Cellular component (GO): nucleus
Molecular function (GO): DNA-binding transcription factor activity, RNA polymerase II-specific; RNA polymerase II cis-regulatory region sequence-specific DNA binding
Source: RefSeq, a predicted model, not a curated record
CUUAAUUUUUGUUGCAUUGUCGAAGGUACAGUUUCCCUUCUCCAAGUGGUAGUAAAUACAAGCUAAAUAGGUGUUACAACUUUGGGGGUGUUAGGUCAGAAGACGACUGACGACGAGACGUGCUCAUGUUAUCGUGCGCUCGAAACCAUGGCUACAUAUCACUGUCCUGACGGUUCCAUGGCUCGAAACGCUCCAUACACAGAGGACGUGACCUGUGCCGAUGUCAAGCAGGAGUUCACGAUGCCAAACAGCCCUCCACCACUGCUAUCUCUUGUCACGGAGAGUGUUGACAUCAAGGUGGAACCAAGCAGCCCUGAGACUGUGCUUCCUCUCAACAUGACCUGCGACGACAUCGAGGAGGAGAUCAGUCUGGUCACUGAUUGUGUUGACAUCAAGGUGGAACCAGCUAGCGCUACGACCAUGCUUGCUACUGAACGCCUUGACAUGAUUGACAGAGAACCAUCCGAGUCAUCAGCCCUGCAGCCACGCAGCAUAGUCGUUACCCCUUUGACAGACAGCGCUGAAAUAUCAAGUGAGGUGUCCUCCAUGGAAAGCAACCUAAGGAUUCCUGGUUGUGCCCCUGCAGUUCCAGCGACACUGGGCGAGCAGUUUCAACAGGCCAUACCAAGUGUUUGUGUAAAGGUGGAACAGAGCAGCCCUAGAACAACACCGCCUCGUGGCAUGACCUGUGCUAAUGGCAAGCAGGAGUUCAUAAUGCCGAAUCGCCCUCCACCAUUGCUAUCGCUUGUUGUGGAGAGUGUUGACAUCAAAGCGGAACCGAGCAGCCCUAAUACUGUGCUUCCUCCCGAUCUGACCUGCGAUGACAUCAAGGAGAAAAUUGAAAUGCCACACAGUCCUGUCACCGAAAGUGUUGAGAUCAACCCUAUGACCACGCUUGCUACUGAACGCCUUGACGUGAUUGACAAAAAGGCAUCCGAGUUACCAGCCCUGCGGCCGUGCAACGUAGUCCUAAUCCCACUGCCGUCGAACGCUGAAAGGCCACGAGAGGUGCUCUUCACAGAAAGUAACCUAAGGGUUCCUGGUUGUACCCCUGCGGUUCCAGUGACGCUGGCCGAGCAGUUUCAACAGGCGAAUCUCUCUGCUUAUCUGUGCACUGACGAGGUCAAGGUCCAGUGCAGCCAAUGCGCGGCAAUGUUAGCGAACAAGCGGUCACUGCAAGACCACAUGCUGACCCAUUCCAGUGAGAGGCCCUAUGAAUGCGACACGUGUGGCAUGCGAUUCAAACGAAAGGGCUCGCUAGUUAGGCACCACGCAACUCACACGGCCGAGAAGGAGUUCAAGUGUGAGCUGUGCCCCUCGGCAUUCUACCGUAAGGAAUCGCUGGAAAAGCACAAGGAACUUCACGAAAGAGGUGUAGACCUGUUUCCCUGCCAGGAGUGUGGCAGAAUCUUUCGACAGAACGAAAGCUUGCUGAAACAUGUGCGGCGGCACACGCUCGAGAAGCCCUUUGCAUGCCACCUGUGUCCGGCGAAGUUCCUGAGACAGGCAGACCUGAAUGUUCACAUGCGUAAACACACAGGCGAGAGACCGUACAAGUGUUCCAUCUGUGAAAAGUCGUUCAGUCAGCCGCAAAAGCGUACGAUGCACAUGCGUCGUACACACCUCGAGGUGAAGCUGAAAAAAACGUUUCCCUGUUCUGCUUGCGAAAAGGUGUUUUUUGAUCAGCGAAACCUCCGCAGGCAUGAAGGCACUCACGAGAUUAAGAUCUUUCAGUGCAGCCACUGCUCAGUUACAGUGGCGAGCAUGUGGUCACUGAAGAGACACAUGAUGACGCAUUCCAGUGAGAGGCCUCACAAGUGCGGCACUUGUGGCAUGCGAUUCAAGCGAAUGUCCGGGUUACUUAGCCACCGCACCACUCAUAUGGUUGAGAAAAAGUUCAAGUGCGAGCAGUGUCCAUCGACGUUCUGCAAGAAGGUGUCGCUGAAAAGGCACAAGGAGUUUCACGAAAGAGGCAUGAACAGGUAUCACUGCCAGGAGUGCGGAAGAACAUUUUUACUCAAAAAGAGCCUGCAGCGACAUCAGAGGUCGCACAUGCUGGAAAGGCCGUUUGCAUGCCGCCUGUGUCCAGCCAAGUUCUUCAGGAAACACCACUGGGAAACUCACAUGCUUGGACACACGGACAAAAAAAGCACACAAGAAUUCCAUCUGUGAAAAGUCAUUCGCCCAGUCCCAUAUGUGUACGCUGCACAUGUCUUGCAUGCACUAUGAUGUGGCACUCGAGGUAAUAUACAUUGAUAACAAGACGAUGCUUUCGUGACUGUAUGUGACUGUAUGUUAUUCUAGUAUGCUGCAAAAUAAAAAAAAAGUGAGGGAAAGCUUACAAA